Molecule: messenger RNA, 1006 nt
Organism: Heterocephalus glaber (naked mole-rat)
Lineage: Eukaryota; Metazoa; Chordata; Mammalia; Rodentia; Bathyergidae
Gene: Myl1
Product: myosin light chain 1
Cellular component (GO): myosin II complex; contractile muscle fiber
Molecular function (GO): calcium ion binding
Source: RefSeq, a predicted model, not a curated record
CACUGGGCUGUGGAUCAAGCGAACCACCACUCCUCUUCCAAGUAUCAUUUUGACAGGUUCUUUUGGAGGAGUUCCUUCUUUUUUUAACCCAUCCUUUUAAACAAAAUGGCACCAAAGAAAGAUGUGAAGAAACCUGCUGCUGCUGCUGCCCCUGCCCCAGCCCCAGCCCCAGCCCCAGCGCCUGCACCUGCCCCAGCCAAACCCAAAGAAGAAAAAAUUGAUCUCUCUUCUAUUAAGAUCGAGUUCUCUAAGGAUCAACAGGAUGAAUUCAAGGAGGCAUUUCUCUUGUUUGACAGAACAGGUGACAGCAAGAUCACCUUAAACCAGGUCGGUGAUGUCCUCCGGGCUCUGGGCACAAAUCCCACCAAUGCAGAAGUCAAGAAGGUUCUGGGGAACCCUAGCAAUGAAGAGUUGAAUGCCAAGAGAAUUGAGUUUGAACAAUUUCUACCCAUGAUGCAAGCUAUUUCCAACAACAAGGACCAGGGCACCUAUGAAGACUUUGUUGAGGGUCUACGUGUCUUUGACAAGGAAGGCAAUGGCACAGUGAUGGGUGCUGAGCUCCGCCAUGUUCUAGCAACCUUGGGUGAAAAGAUGAAAGAGGAAGAAGUGGAAGCCCUGAUGGCUGGUCAAGAAGAUUCCAAUGGCUGCAUCAACUAUGAAGCUUUUGUCAAGCACAUCAUGUCUAUCUAAGCGGACCUUUCAAGAACAUUGUUUAGGAAGACUGGCUGGAAUCACAUUUUGAUAACACCCAGGACUGAUGUUUGGCAUCAUUUGGAAAAAUAAAAUAUCUGGAACGUUCUAGACUGAAAGACUUCCUGAAUUUUUAUAUAUCUUGAGAUUUUCUCUGAAGUGUAUUGCUACCACACAAACCAAGCAUCUGCUGCACUAGACAAAAAGAAUAAAAUACUGACAAUCUCAAAUCCCAGUACCACUCUUUAUUAUCUAUCAUGGGUCAAUAAGCAUCCUUAAAAUUCUGUAUCAAUAAAUAAUUUUGGUCAGUCUGGAA